Molecule: messenger RNA, 1171 nt
Organism: Branchiostoma floridae (Florida lancelet)
Lineage: Eukaryota; Metazoa; Chordata; Leptocardii; Amphioxiformes; Branchiostomatidae
Product: neuronal acetylcholine receptor subunit alpha-9-like
Exons: 3
Coding region: 9-428 (139 amino acids)
Biological process (GO): monoatomic ion transport
Cellular component (GO): membrane
Molecular function (GO): extracellular ligand-gated monoatomic ion channel activity
Source: RefSeq, a predicted model, not a curated record
UUCAGCACAUGUACGUACAUUUUGUUGCAAUGAUGGUGUGGAUGUUGCGUGGAGGUUCUCAGCAAGGAAAGAAGACAAGAGGACACAGAAGAAGAAAGAUGCCGGGCCACAGGAGGACCAAAGAUAAGAUGAGCCACUGUCUAUCGUGGUUUUUCACAGCUGCCAUCAUGGGGUUCCUUUGUCAAGGAGUGGACAGUGCGUCUGGUGAGUUCGCCCGGAAGUUGUUGUCUGACCUGUUCCAGAACUACACUUCGUCCAUCCGGCCUGUUAGGAACACGUCACGGCCCAUAGAUGUCACGUUUGGGGUGGCGCUGGCACAGAUCAUAGAUAUGACCUUACGACUGAUUGAUUACCUUUCGCCGUGGUACAAGCGGGAUCGUCCACAUCGCUUUAAUGCCUGGUCUACAUGGACAUGUGGCCACCUUUGACAGGGUUCUUAAUACGUGUGUCAAUGGGAAUAAAAGUCUAAUAAACAGACUACUAAAAAUACUUAAAAAAAGUGUUCAUACCAUAUAUGGUUCUUAUGUAUAUGUAGAGGUUCUUGAUUGUACGGGUUUGGCUGUGUUCUAUUUGCUGCUGACGAUGGAGUUCUGAACAUACGACAUGAGCUUAUACUAUACCAUGGUGGAGAAUUUCCACUUUAUCAGUCCUUGGUGCUGAUUUUUUGGUGUUAUUACUAUUUCCAUUCAGUAAUCAUAAUUUCAGCUUUGUAUUCCUGUAUUUUUUAAAUUUUAUCUGCAUUAUUAAUUUUUGCUGACAUUAUUUUUUAGGCUCUACAUAUGAUGUCAUCCAUAAAAUUAAAUCAGUUGACGCACGUAGAUGACUCCGUACUUUCUUCUCCCCAGACCUUGCAGCUGAUUGAUUAUCUUUCACCGCGGUACAAGUGGGAUCGCACACAUCGCUAAAGGGCGCGCAAUUUGUCAUGCACACUAGCAUGUAAUCUUUCUUUAUAAAUGCAGGUGGGGAGGAUGGUGGUGUCUUAGGUUCACCAAGUAGUUUUCAACACACGGCAGUUUCUUUCAUAGUGUUCUUUAUUCAUCACAUGAUUCAACGAACAUACAUGUAUGAUCUAAAUGUACACUUUCAGUGUAGAGCUUUAACGCACUCUUAUAGGUACAAUUGUGGCAUAUAGAUGAAUUCAUACCAAUGCUCAUGCUGUUAUUAAAUACCU